Carassius auratus (goldfish) is the source of this 4520-nucleotide messenger RNA. Its product is annotated as semaphorin-5B-like. Gene Ontology annotation, cellular component: plasma membrane. Gene Ontology annotation, biological process: axon guidance; semaphorin-plexin signaling pathway; neural crest cell migration. Gene Ontology annotation, molecular function: chemorepellent activity; semaphorin receptor binding. Bases 336 to 3644 code for a protein of 1102 amino acids. NCBI's taxonomy places the organism in Eukaryota, Metazoa, Chordata, Actinopteri, Cypriniformes, Cyprinidae. The record is from RefSeq and is a predicted model, not a curated record. The transcript is spliced from 21 exons.
UUCCCCGCGUUAACUCGUCACACAUGCCAAACACACAUCCGUCAUGCCCCCAGCAGCCUCCCUCCAUUGAGAAAGUUAACAGUUUGUUUUUCACAGGGCCGAAAGCUUCACUGCACACAUUACUGAAGCCCCUUCAUCUCCCUCCUUUCCUCUGGAUGCAGCCCGUCCGCGAGAGACUGACUAAAAUGAUUUCUCUCUCUCUCUCUCUCUCUGUCUGUCUGUAAGGACUGCAUUAAACAGAUCAGAAGUCGCUCCUCUGGAAUGAGCUCUUGCUGACACCUUCCUCCCGGACUCUCUCACUGUUCACAAGUAAGGGAGAGGUUGUUGCAGUAAUCAUGACAGCAUUGCCGUUCCGGGUCGGACCGCUGUCCUACGCUGGAUUCGUCAUCUUCUGCCUCUUCUCUCUGCCUCUCGUCUCGUCACAGACGCCAUUACUCCCAGUGACCUCUGACCCUGAGUCUGCGCCCUCUCUGCCUGGAGAGUGCCUGAGAAAAAUGCACCCCGUUACCUCCUACACAGCUUUGAGCCCAUGGCUGUCCUCUUUCUCUCUUCCUGGAGUGACUGACUACUCACCGCUCACACUCGACCUCACCAGGAACCAGCUGAUAGUGGGAGCCAGGAAUCAUCUCUUCCGUUUGAGUUUGAGCAACAUCUCUCUCCUGCAGGCCACAGAAUGGGGAGUGGACGAGAGCACCAGGAGGUCCUGCCAGAGCAAAGGAAAGACCGAGGAUGUGUGUCAGAACUAUGUCCGUGUCCUCCUGUUGAACGGCAGUCGUCUGUUCACCUGCGGCACUAAUGCUUUCAUGCCCAUGUGUACGACUCGCCCUGUUACGGACAUCUCCAGCGUCCUGGAGUCCGUCAGCGGUGUGGCCCGCUGUCCCUACGACCCUCGACACAACUCUACAGCCAUGAUAACUGAGAGUGGAGAAGUCUACGCUGCUACAGUGACCGAUUUCUCCAGCCGCGACCCCAUUAUUUACCGCAGUCUGGGGAACAUGCCGCCCCUGCGGACCGCACAGUACAACUCCAAAUGGCUCAAUGAACCUCACUUUGUCUCUGCAUACGAGGCGGGCCGCUUCACAUACCUCUUUCUGCGAGAGAACGCUCUAGAACAGGACUGUGGGAAGAUGGUCUUCUCUCGUGUGGCGCGCGUGUGUCAGAAUGACAUUGGUGGUCGUUUCCUGCUGGAAGACACAUGGACCACCUUCAUGAAGGCUCGACUCAACUGUUCCCGCUCUGGAGAUGUUCCCUUCUACUAUCAUGAGCUGCAGAGCACCUUCUUCCUCCCUGAGCAAGAUCUCAUCUACGGAGUCUUCACCACCAACAUGAACAGCAUUGCUGCAUCAGCGGUGUGUGCGUUUAACCUCAGUGCCAUCACACAGGCCUUUAACGGACCCUUUCGCUAUCAGGAGAACCCUCGGACCAGCUGGCUUUCCACUCCCAACCCCAUCCCAAAUUUUCAGUGCGGGACAGUGAAUGAUUCGGGUCCGAGCGCUAAUCUAACAGAACGCAGUCUUCAAGACGCCCAGCGGCUGUUCCUCAUGAGCGAGGUGGUUCAGCCAAUCUCCACGGAUCCUCUGGUCACGCAAGACAACAUCCGUUUCUCCAGACUGGCUGUGGACAUUGUUCAGGGAAGAGACCGGCUCUACCACGUCAUGUACAUCGGCACAGAGUACGGCACCAUCAUCAAAGCCUUAUCCACAACUAAUAAGAGUUUGCAUGGAUGUUACUUGGAGGAGAUUAACAUUCUCCCAGAAAACAUGCAGGAGCCGAUCCUGAACCUGCAGAUUCUGCAAAGCGAUAGGUCGCUUUUCGUGGGACUUCCCAGCAGAGUGCUGAAGAUCCCUCUGGAGAGAUGCUCCAACUACGAAACCGAACAGGACUGUCUGGGUGCCAGGGACCCGUACUGCGGCUGGGACCGGACACAGAAGCGCUGUACGACGAUUGAGGACAGCUCCAACAUGAGCCAGUGGAGCCAAGACAUCACACAGUGCCCUGAGCGUAACCUCACCCAGGAUGGUGGAUUUGGCCAGUGGUCACCAUGGCAGGCUUGUAAUCAUGAUGACGGAGGUGAAGGCACCAGCACGUGUCAGUGUCGCUCUCGGGCCUGUGAUAACCCUCGACCCCAGUGUGGAGGGAUGGAGUGUGUCGGGGCGAACAUGGAGGUGGCCAACUGCUCCAGGAACGGAGGCUGGACUCCCUGGUCGUCCUGGGCCGAGUGCAGCACCAGCUGUGGCAUUGGAUUUGAGGUCCGUCAGCGGUCCUGUAACAACCCGGCACCCCGACACGGAGGACGUGUAUGUGUGGGACAGGCACGGGAGGAGAGAUUGUGUAAUGAAAAUAAUCCAUGUCCUGUUCCGGUGUCCUGGGUCUCCUGGAGCGCUUGGUCCAAAUGUAGUGUUGUGUGUGGUGGUGGAGUCCAAUCCCGUGUUCGAACCUGUGAGAAUGGAAACACAUGUCCUGGUUGCCCUCUGGAGUAUACGGCGUGUAACUUGGACUCGUGUGCUGAAGUGAGGCGGACCACACCAUGGACACCCUGGUACCCUGUUAAUGUGACUCAGAUGGGGGCGAGACAGGAGCAGAGGGUCAGGUACACCUGCAGGGCUCUCCUCGCUGACCCUCACGACCUUCAGCUCGGCAAACGCAAGAUAGAGACUCGCCUCUGUCCCACCAGUGACGGAGCUGCUGCCUGCGAGACUGACGGUCUAGUUGAGGAUUUGUUGAGAAUGGGUCGACCUGUGACACGAGUGCAAGGAGCCGCCUGGUCGUCUUGGGAAACGUGGUCCUCAUGUUCCGAAGAGUGUUCCAAAGGCUUCCGCACACGCAAGCGUUCCUGCGCCACACCGGAUGGGAAGAGCACGCCGUUCGCCUGCAGCGGAGCGCCGGUCGAGUAUCAGGACUGCAACACUCAGCCGUGCCCAGUGAAGGGGGCGUGGUCAUGCUGGUCUUCCUGGUCUCAGUGUUCUACUUCCUGUGGCGGCGGUCACUACCAGCGCUCCCGUACCUGCUCUAACCGUUCCCCUGCUCAUUCUGGAGACAUCUGCAUCGGUCUGCACACAGAGGAAGCGCUCUGUAACACACACGAGUGCGAGGGUGGGUGGGGGGCGUGGUCAGAGUGGGCGGAGUGUAAUGAGGAGGGGCUGAAGCUCAGGACUCGUACAUGUGAAAUAAGCUCCGCCUCUUGCCAAGGAAACUCCACAGAUCAGAGACCGUGUCGACCCAAUGACAGCGCAGUGCUGUCAAAGGGACAGAAGAGGAGCACAAACUGUGAAGGGUUUUCUCUGUUUCAUUUGGUGCUGACUGGAGCGUGCUGUUUUCUGGGAGCCGUUUUGUUGUCCGUCCUGGUGUAUGUUUACUGUCAGAGACUCCGCAAACCCCCUCAAGAGUCCGCAGUUAUCCAUCCCAGCACCCCCAACCACCUACACUAUAAAGAGAACAGCUGUGCGCCCAAGAACGACUUAUACACACCCAUGGAGUUCAAGACUCUGAAUAAGAAUAACCUGCUUCCACCAGACGAAAGCUGCAACUUCUUCCCAUCAGCGUUACCGCAGACCAACGUCUACGCCACCACAUAUUACCCGUCUCCUCUGGGCAAAUACGACUUCCCUUCCAUGGAUUCACCCUGCAGCUACAUGCACAGCUGAUGCACAGACACACAUCUCAUGCUUUCUUAGGGCUGUGUGACCACGGUUACGCACCUUGAUGCCUCCAUGCAGACGCAUUGGAAAAUGCAUGGAUCCACAGGAAGGCUGAGCGCAUUAUCUGCAUCUCAAAAGAUGCAGAAAGAUGCAAAGGAGUGAGGUUUGGAUUAGACGGGCCCAUGUAGUUUUCUUGUAGCAUUUCCUUUCCUAAAUGUCAUCUCGAACUGGAAGUUCAGCUGAUCACAUGCUUCGUAAUAACUACAGACUGACCCUCACAAAGCAUGCACUCUUCUUACAAUGCAAAGAAACAAGAAGAAUUCUGGGAUCAAGCUCCAAACUGAAUUGUGACGUACUACUUUAUGUGCUGGCGUCUUUGUGUUGUUUUUCACAAUCGAAAAACUGCAACGCAGAUCUCGCUUUGAGUGGAUAAAGCAUGAAAGUUUCCAGACGUCUCACAGUAAGCCUGGACAUCUGUUUCUCUUAUUUGAUCCAGAUCUCCAAAGAUGUGAGACACAUGUAAUCUGGAUCAACGGUAGAUUAACAUCAGUGAUGUAUGGAUGAACUCAUAAAAAAGACCGUUAUCUUCAGUGUCCAAUAAAAGACCUGAGCUCAUGGAUAUAUGGCCAUCCACACAGUUACACAAAUGGCUGUGGAUUUGUCUGUCAGACACUUUUAAAGGGAAAGUUCACCAAAUAUGAUCGUUCUGUCAUCAUUUACUCACCCUUAUGUCAUUACAUACACUUUUUUUUUUCCAAAGGCAAAACACAGUAUGUGAAUAGGGGUCAGAUGAGGCUUUUUUAAAGAUCAUUAUAUUGUGUAUUUGGUGUAACAGAAAAUCUUGACAUGCUUUAAUGUUAAAUGUAUUUUCCAAAUACUGUA